UGUUUACACCUUGCCCACAGACUGCUAACAGACUCUUAUGGUAUCAACGCUGCAGAGAGGAAAGGUGUGGCCUGCAUGUGAAGAGUGUUGGGAUUUUUGGUCAUCUCUGUUCAUUCUGCUUUCAGAGGAACGCGUCUCCACGGAUGGACCUUGUUUGAACUUGCAACCACCUUUCUCACCCUCAUUUGGUUGUCAGCGACCAUGUACAGUAGUGGCUACUCGCAGGUCACCAGGAACGGUCCAAUGGCCCAGAAGAAGAUGCAGUAUCGCUCAAAGGGCAAGAGCUGCGGCUACUACAUGCGCAUUGUCUUCUUCUUCUCAUCGCUCAUUCAGUCUCUCAUCAUUGUGAGCCUCGUGCUCUUUCUCGUCUACGGGAAGACGCAGGACUCUGCGUCCACAGCACGCAUCCAGGACCUGGAGGAGAGCUUCAGCCGACUCUCCAUAGAGAACGUGGCUCUCAGGCAGCAGAGGAAAAACCUGACCAACCUACUCAACGUCACUCUGACCCAGAAGGCCCGUAAUGACUGGGAGCUGAGGAGGUUCCGCUACUAUGCCAACGUCUCAUCAGUGAUCAUCCAAGAUUACGACAAGAAACUGCAACAAUGCUCUACCAAUUUGUUCAUGUGCAAUGCCUCCCCACGUUAUCCGUGUGACUGCACACAACGAAUUUCAGUUCCAGACAACUGUAACUGUGGGAUGUUGGUUGAGCGGCUGAAAGCCCGGCUUGAGUUGGUAGAUUCCAACUUCACCCAAACGGUGAGAAAGAUGAGGAUAGAAAUGGACCAGACAGCCAAAGAGAGGGACUUCAUCAACCUGGAGGUCAUUCGUCUGAGGAGGGACAAAUCCACACAAGAAAAGGAGUUGCAGUUCCAGAAAGAAAAAUGUAAAGAUCAAUUUUUCCAGUCUUUGAGCGGCGUCUUCAAUGUCUCCAAGGCUUUACUUGAAAAGAUAGACUCCCUCUUCCCGGUACACCUUGCCUUCCAGCUUACCUGCCCAAAACAGAGGGAGCACCUGGAACAGAUCCGCACUAACUGCACCAGCCUGUCCAGAGAUGUAGAGAACAAGCUUCAGAAUUACCUGGACCUUGUCGGGGGCCAGGUGUCCGACAUCCAGGCCGAGAACAGUCGCUUGAAGGCAGAGAACUGGCGGCUGUCUGAGGAUUACCGCUGGUGCACCCAGAACCGCACAGGCCAGAUCAAAGAGCACAAUCAGAAAUUAAGCACCCUUCAGCUGAAGCAUGAUCAGGAAAAGGAGAGACUCCUGAUGGACAAGAUGAAGUUAAAUGGAGAGAUACAAGUCCUGGAAAACAACGUCAAAUAUAAAAAUAAAGAAGUUGAUCAUCUCACUCAACAAAUCAAUUACCUCAACAUGUCCUGCAGGGCAGUAGCUGGACAAGGAGGUUUACUAAAGCCUGGGUGGGGCUUAGCUGGGGGUGGUCAGCUUGGUAGGACAAGUUCAGGUGGGUUAGGUUCAAACCUUGGCUCCUCUGGAUUAGGAUUGAAUAAAUUUGGAUCAUCUGGGUUAGGUUCUUCAAGCUCGUCCUUGUCAUCACCUGGGUCUAGUUCAAGUUUAGGCUCCACUGGGUUAGGUUUGAAUAAAUUUGGAUCAAAUGGAUUAGGCUCCUCAAGCUCAUCUUCUUUCUCGUCACCUGGGUCUAGUUCAAAUUUAGGAUCCACUGGAUUAGGAUUAAAUAAAUUUGGAUCAAAUGGGUUAGGCUCCUCAAGCUCAUCCUCCCACUCGUCACCUGGUUCAAGUUCAAGCCUUGGCUCCACUGGAUUAGGAUUGAAUAAAUUUGGAUUAAAUGGGUUAGGCUCCUCAAGCUCAUCCUCCCACUCGUCACCUGGUUCAAGUUCAAGCCUUGGCUCCACUGGAUUAGGAUUGAAUAAAUUUGGAUCAACUGGGUUAGGGUCCUCAAGCUCAUCCUCCCACCUGUCACCUGGGUCUAGUUCAAGCCUUGGCUCCACUGGAUUAGGAUUGAAUACAUUUGGCUCCGCUGGGUCAGGACUCAAUAAGCAAGGAUCAACUGGGGGAGGCUUAUCUAGUUUUGGAUCAGCCAGCUCAAAUCCAGGUCUUAGUUCAAGUGGGUUAGGAUUAAAUAAGCAAGUACUCAAUGGAAAAGGCUCAUCAACCCUUGGGACUUCAUCCUCUGGCUCAACUGGGUCAAGUCCAAACUUUAGCUUAAGUGGGAUAGGCUCAAAUAAGCCAACAUCAAAUGUGAAAAGUUCCCCAGGCUUGGGUUCAUCUUCUGGUUCAACUGGAGCGACAAGCAAAACUGGGUCAACCAAUUCUGGACUCUCAUGGUUGGGGUUGGGGUUAGGGAUUAGUAACUCAGGGCAAAGUAAGACAGGAAGUGGAACAGCAAGUGGAACAGGGAGAGGAACAUCAAGUGGCAGCAGUAAUGGUGGGACUGGUGCAGGACGGAUAAGUGGACUUGGAGGUGGCUCUGUCAAUGUUGCUCAGCACCUUCAAACUCUGCAGCUUCUCAUCAACCCACCUGGGCCAGAGGAGAAAGAAGAUCACUUCAGAAUGUAUGGUUAGUCCUUCUCGUCUUGAUGAGCCAAAUGAUUACAAAUAAUCAAAUCAGAUGUUUAUCCUUCCUUCUGUUAAACACAGCUAACUAUAUGGUCAUCAUAUUGACUUCAUGCAUUGUAUAUCAAUAUCUUUACUGUGUAACAUGUCCUGUGUCUGUUUAUAAUCUAUAAGAGCAUGUAUAAGAGUAAGUGGAAUAACGUUUGCACUUUUGAACGUGAAAUGUAAAUUGGUGUUACUGGUUUCUGUGUGCACAUGUGCACACUGUUAAAGCACAGGUCGAACUUUAACAGUGUAAAUAAAUCAAACCUUUGUAUUAACGUAA
Molecule: messenger RNA, 2854 nt
Organism: Solea senegalensis (Senegalese sole)
Lineage: Eukaryota; Metazoa; Chordata; Actinopteri; Pleuronectiformes; Soleidae
Gene: plvapa
Product: plasmalemma vesicle associated protein a
Exons: 8
Coding region: 202-2538 (778 amino acids)
Biological process (GO): positive regulation of cellular extravasation; regulation of vascular permeability
Cellular component (GO): caveola
Source: RefSeq, a predicted model, not a curated record